GAGAAGGGAAGAUCUCGGCUACAGACUUGAGUCAAAGAAGUGAAAGUGUACAUGAUAGAAGACGUUUUUACGAUUGGUGUUAAUCUGAUCCUGAUUUUAUUAUUUUCAUAGCAGCUGGAUCAGAAAAGGGACACCGAAAUUAUUCAUUACUCCAUGGUAUCGAAGAUAACAUCUAUAUAACGAUCGUAUAGCUUCGUGAUUCGCGAUCGCAUCUCUAAUUCACCUGUUGCUUUAGAGAGAGUUGUCCAAAGCCAGGAUUAUAGAUUGCCUACAGCCUUAACGGAUCAACACAAGAGGAAAGGAUUUUAAGUACGCACACUCUUAAAAGUAGAAGAGUCACUGGACUUCACAUUUUAAAGUCCUUAUAAGAGCUUUGCAUGUUGAUGAAGUUAAAUGUCGAUCGGUAAGGACGUCAGCAACUAAUGGCCGAAUCAAAUCCGUCAUGGAUUUAUUUUCAUUGUCGUUGUCAGCAAGCGUCUUGUGCAUCGUGUUGAUCUUAUCACUACGCUAUCUGUCGUUGCUUCGAUGGUUUAGUGGGCAAGCAUAUGUUCUAAGCAAGAGAAAAGAGAGCUUCACAGUCCUAGAGGUUCUUGAGCUCUUUAAAAAUGCAAAGCCUUUUCCUGUGGGAUAUCAAAAAGGAUGGAAAAUCAACAGUUUUAUUCAUGGUCAUCGAGUGUGGUUCCAUUUUCUCACUUUCACACAGUCUCCCACCGCACCAUGCAUCAAAGUCUAUGCAGCUUUUGACAAGAUCAAUGCAUCAGCACAGUCCAUUUUACAGCUGAUUAAGGAUGCCUCAUUAAGCUGUGAGUGGAAACCAGGGGUGAUAGCAGCAUCGAGUGUGCAUGAUGUUACCUCCCUUGAGGUGAACGGUCGUUCAAAAGGCCUUCCUAUGAUGCCAGUGCAGCAUGACUAUGUGCGGGAGGAAAAAGUGAAGUCAACAAGACACAACUGGCUGAAAGCUCAUAGCAGUACAGCUAACAUUGUAACACCAACAGUAAUUGAAGACUUCAAAAGGUUUUGGCACAAAGAAGACAAUGGCUGCAGCUGGUUACUGCAGAUGAAUGAAGGGUCUCAAGCUCUGGUAUUCUACUUGAUCCAGCCUGUGCAAGCAGACGUGGACCAUUGUCUGUUGACUGUCGUGACCUGGUCAGCACCCCAAGUGUCUUGCAUCAUCCCAGUUGAUGAAAAGCCUUCUGUUUUCCUCUCUUCGCUCAAAGAAUACAUCCACCUUCGCAGAGUACAGACAACACCACUUUUAAACAUCUCCCUCCCACACCUUAGGGCUACAAGCAAUAUUGCCAGUCCUCUUGCAGAUGCAUCUCUCACUUCACGAGGUGCUAGCAGAUGGCAGCAUAUGCCUCUCAUAUCUUACAUCAAACGGUUCAUGGGAUAUCAGACCAUUGCAAGAGGGUUAGAUGGAACUUCAGAGCAGGACAACAUCAAAAGAUCUGCAUCAAUUUUGCAUUAUAAGAGCAGUGACAGCAAUGUGCCAACAAAGACCAGCCAUCUUAACCGUGAACAAUCACCUGUGAUCAAGGAGGAGACAGAAUCUGCCAGUGAUAGUGAAAAGCCUGAGGGCAAAGAAUCGUCAGUGGCAGCUGGCUCUGGAGACUGUCUGAAAAAUCAAGGUCUAGAAGAAACAGUAAGCAACUAUGCAAACAGCAAUCAAGCAAGGCAUGGCAUCAGACAGUCACUGAGUGAAGGACACACACGCCACAGUCCUUCACCUCCUCUGGACUUGGGUUCAAGGAGCAUAGAAUCUGAGAAAGCAUUAGCACGAUACAAGACAAUGGUCAAUCAGGCAGCAGCAGAGCUUAUGGCAGAAGCUCUCAGAGCAUCCAAUAUUGACUUGGAGAAUUCAUCUGAGGCUCAGGCUGAGUCAUCUGAUGGCUGGAUGUUUGUUGAGUUUGUGAAUAACAUAGUAGUUCUGCGGAAGCUCUCUCCUCCAGGAUCAUCAGUCCAGAGUUAUCUUGGAAAAGGAUUUGUCUUGGCACCACCAAAAACAGUUUGGGAUGCCGUUAGGAAUCCACGCACUCGUUUUACCUACGAUGAUACCUUGAAGAAGGUUGACAUUCUUGAAAAUAUAACAGAUGGAAUAAAAAUAGUCUAUUUGUAUCAAGAAGUACUGCAGCUGCUACGGAAGGACAGCUGUGAUGUCUGCUGUCUCCAAGGUGAACGCAUCGAAGGGUCAAAAUAUGUGCUUGCCUACACCUCAAUUGAUCAUCCUUCUGCACCAUUUGCAGAAAAUGCCAUUCGAGGAAAGAUGCUGUCUAGUGGGUGGAUUAUUGAGCCUGUUCGGAAAGACACCAAAGUCUAUUCCCUUGUUACAUAUUUAAUGCAAGUGGACUUUGGCCCUGCCCAUUCUAAUGUGGAACGGCUUCCAAUGGAAGACAUGAUGAACCGACAGCCUUUGAGCAUCUCCUUUUUGCAGCAGUACUUGAAGCCAGCCGUGCAGCUGGCACGACGCAAGUCAGCACCUCUUAUCCCUAUGUCAUAGAUGCUUGUGACAGUGAACAGAAUUCCCUUCUUUGUAAUCAUCUACAUUAACAGGAAGAGAUUAUCUACUUUGGCAGGAUGUCAGAUGUCCUUGUAUGUGCCUGUGCUCAUUUUUGUAUAUAAAAGCAACAUGCACAUUGUCAGUUUAAGUGAAACAUCACUUAAGACAACAUCCAUUUACUUGAUUAAAUUUAUCUGUAUGGUUAUCUCUAAAACCAAGAUGUGGUAUUGAUAAGAAAUAUGAAUGGGGGAAGAAAUCCAUAAAAUGUCGUAGAUAAAAACCUGGAAAAGAACAAACACAUAACUUAAGACCUUUCGCACAUUAUGGAACAAACAGCAUGUGGUGUAGAUAUUUUUGUACCUUUAAUAAAAAAUUUUAAGAAUUGUUUUUCACUCAAGAACUUUCAUUAUUCUGUUAGCAUUGAGUUUAUAAAAUAUAAAUUUAUCUAAAAUAUGGACUUCAUCUGUAGCUAAAAUUCUAUUUAUUACACUAAUUUAGGAUGAAGCAAAAGAAUUGUUUUCUUGAAAACUAUCAAUCAUUAUUCCUUUUCAUGCAUGUCAUCUUAAAGAAGGAAGAUGGUGCAGGAUUUUAUCAGUACCCUAACUUACAUAUUUUUGCUAAAUUCAAUAAUUUAUAUUUUUCCCUCCUAGCAUUAGCAUGAUCUUAGAUUUUUAAGUAGAAAGAUCGACAUUUUAAAUCUACAGUUCUUCUCUGAGCUUCCAUCAUAAAAGUUUUCAAAAAGCACUCUUGUUUUAAUUGGGUUAUGUCCCUGAGUUUAAUCAGACUGCAAAGAGUAGUUUCAAAGUUCGAAAAUGCAGCAAUUGGAGAAGAGCAAUAUUCAUGCACUCUAGGCAUAAAUGCAGCAGUUAGUUACAGGCCCAGUAGAUGUGAACAAUAAAUGCAGCAAUCUGAGUAGAUGAAGACCCGUUCAAUAUAGACAGUAAAUGCAAGCCACAAAAUGAAGAUUGUGUAAAAUCGAUGCCAGUAACGUUGCCUCAAAAUGUGGGGUUAACUUUUAUCUAUAUCAAUUUGGGGCCAGAGAAUCAUGCAAGUGCAUGAAUACAAAUCCAUGACGUGUGACUGGCUGAUAUAGAUUUUUUUCCAAUUUAGGGUACCAUUUUUUAAGCUUUGAUGUGUUUCCAAUUGAAAUACAGAAAAUAAAAUGUAAAAUUCCUGUGGGUGUGCAUCAGCACAGUCUUCUUAUGCAGCUUACUAUACAGCAGUGGUGCCCAACCUUUUCUCGCCCGAGGGUCAGACUGGAGAUGAUGUAAAAUCUCCCAGGCCUGAACAUGGCGGUUUUGCCAGAAUCAUGAUGUUAAAAAUGAAAUUAUGUUAUGUCUGGUUAAAAUGAGCAAGUCGAAUGUUGCACCUCUGCUGUACAGCCUGGUAUUGUUUCUUUUGCAUAGCUGGUGUGGCUGCAAAUGAAAUGCUUUUUCUGAAAAUAAUAUGGAUGAACACAUGGUUAUAUUUUUCUAGUGCCUUAAUGACAUAAACAGCAUCUAUGUUUACACACAAUGAGUAAUUUGCCCCUGUGAUCACUCAGUUCAGCACAUAAGGAAGGAGGAAGUCUCCAAUGAACUCUUGUUUGACACAAAAAGUGUGAAGAGUAUAACUCUCCUUUUUUGCUUUGAAGUGUUUCCAGUCAUAAUAAGAGGAAAAAAAUCUUGCAUUUCUAAACAUGAUGGAUGUUGGCAAUGAGCUGUCAGAAAAGGGCAGAGAUUACUUUCUUGAUAUAUUUGGUGUUGAGAAAAGCAAGUAUGAAUCUAAUGAUUGUGCUCAGAUAAAUGAGUUAUUGUGCUGAAGAAAAACAAAGUGCUAUGCAAAUUACUCAUAUAACUGUAAAGUUGAUAUCUGUGUCUAUACACAACUGUAAUGUAUAGUAUCUAGAGUAGGAAAUGACAUGCAGACAAAAAUGGCUAUUUAGUACCAUGACAUUCACUUGUCCCCAAAUAUCUUCUGACUAUGCAAUCUUACUCUGAGCCUCAUAUGUUUUGAGAGCUGUGCAGACCUAGUUACUGCAAAGUACUAGUCUCUGUAUUUUUAAGAAGCAUAUCAUCUGUGCAAGUGCAUGUUGCAAUCCCUGGAAACAGUGGAAUAAUGAUUGACAAAAAAAUUCCCUUCUGCUUUGGUAUAUACUUCCUUGGCAGCAUUUAACAUGGUCAUAAUAAAGUUAUUUUUACUCUCUGUAAGAUACAAUGGUGAUUUUGACAUGUAAGUCAUCCUGGGUACUAACACACAAAACAUGAUAUCAAAUGGACAGGUUUGUCUUUUUGUGAUGUAAAACAGCUGGUACCUUAAGUUUGUAGAAGUUAUGAUUUUUUCGUUUUUGUUUAACAAAUGACCAUGUUCUUUAUGCAGUAGCAGUAUGAGCCAGCAGACUUCCAUUUGAUUGCAAAAUAUGAGCCUUUAAACAUUCCCACCUGUGUGUUAAAAGAGAUUGAAGCCAUGACAUUGUAAGUUUAUGGGACAUUUGACCAGUUAUUGUGGAUGUUGAUGUUCGAAGGCUCUUGUGAAAAAAAGGAGUAAUUUGUUCAUAUUCUGCAAAUAUGCAAUGAGCUAAACCUAUUUGUUUAGUAAAUUUGUGUUGACAGGUGAAAAUGCCAAGGCUAUAAUAAACUUAAAUACUAGGCCUAUGUGGGCAUAGCUACAGCAUCAGAUGUAUCCAAGUUUUCUCCCUUUGCAGUUGUGUAUAACAGGAUGUAGUGGCUUACAGCAAGGUGACACCCAGCUAGUUCAUCCAUUUAUCCAAGUGCUGUUUCUCUACUGGGAAAACACCAUUUCUAGAAGAAGCACUGCUCACGCUCCAUCCUUGGCAAUUUUUUUUUUUAUUUCUGUGAGGAUAUUGUGAAUAAGCAUUUUUUCCAAUUCUUUCCACUCAAGUUUAUGAUGUGGUUUCUUUUCAAUUUAUGACAAAAUUUGUUUUCGUCUGUUCUGAUAUAUGCUUGUUUGUUUGAAAUAUGUUGCAGCUUGCCUUUAUUGCACAGUCUGGUUCUUGGUUUUAACAUAGAUGGUGUUAUUCCUAUUUGACAAAAUUCCUUGUUUUUCAGCUUUAUUUACAUUGGUAAACUGCCUUUGGUCCAGGUUUUAUUCACUGUGAUUUCUGUGUUUCUUCUCCUAGUGCAUGUACUUUGAUCUCUACAUAUCAUGGAACUGAGGACAGUUCACAACAAAACUGUUUAUAUACUCAUCUUUAAAACCAUUCCUUUGCAGCUUUUUCAUAUUUUUGUACUGCCUUGCAAAUCUUUCAUUUGCAUGCCUCAUAUUGCUUUAUGCAUCAGUAACAAUGUGUCAGAAGCUUAGAAUAUAAGGGCUGGUGAAUUCUUUGCAACUGAAAAUAACUCCUCAUACCUUAAGUUGUGCAGCAGCAAUUUUUUCCCAUUAAAUUAUUACAACUCACAUCUUGGCAUUUCUUAACGAGAUGGAGUGUGCAUCUUUUGUAAGUGAAAUAAAUCUUGUUCGUAAAUUAUAUCUUUUUAUAUCUGUUUCACUUACGGUUCCAAAGCUGCGUCAACAAAAAAAUCAAAUUCAUUACAAGCCGCUGCUACUUUUGUACUGAUCUCCAAGAAAUAAAAGUUUGUUUGUGAUAA
Molecule: messenger RNA, 6084 nt
Organism: Pomacea canaliculata
Lineage: Eukaryota; Metazoa; Mollusca; Gastropoda; Architaenioglossa; Ampullariidae
Exons: 13
Coding region: 443-2497 (684 amino acids)
Molecular function (GO): lipid binding
Source: RefSeq, a predicted model, not a curated record